Messenger RNA from Zygosaccharomyces rouxii, 594 nucleotides. RefSeq names its product CinA family protein. Lineage: Eukaryota; Fungi; Ascomycota; Saccharomycetes; Saccharomycetales; Saccharomycetaceae. The record is from RefSeq and is a predicted model, not a curated record. The transcript has a single exon. Bases 1 to 594 code for a protein of 197 amino acids.
AUGGAUUUCCCACCGAAAAGAGCAGAGGCACUAGUCAACCGUAUAUCAGAGAUUCUAAAGAGCAGACAUGAAACCGUUGCAGUUACCGAAGCCGCCUGCGGAGGACUACUUUCAAGCUACCUAGUGUCUGUAACGGGGGCAUCUGAAUGGUUUGACGGUGGUACUCUAGUCUACAGUUUAAAAUCUAGGUUGAAGCUAAGCGGAUGGAAUUCAGAGGAUAUUGAAAACUACACAGGCCCCAGUGAUAACGUUGCGCUGCGAUUAGCAAGGAAUUUAAGGCUAGAAUUGGGGAGCACCUACAGUUUGAGUGAAACUGGUUACGCAUCUCUGAUGCCCAACAAUCCAGAAGCUACCAACAAGACUGGUAUGGUUUAUUUUGGAAUCUCAGGCCCCCACAGAGAUUUAUGUCAAAAUUAUAGCACAGGUAGUGGUGACCGUCGCUAUAACAUGCAGCAGUUUGCAAUUAAAGGUCUCGAAUUCCUAUUGCAGGAGUUAGAAGCCCGUCAGAGGGAUCCAGAACAACAUAGAAGCAAGAGAUCGAAAUCGAGUGAACCUGAACCUGAUUCAAAAGGCAGCAAUCCUACCGAGGAAUAA